GUCUUUGAGCUGUUACCAUGGCGACAACUACUGGACUCGAGUCACUGGUCGAUCAGCUUAUUUCGAGCAAGUAUCUUAGCAAAAGAGAACACUUUUCAGGGAGUUCUUAAAGGUUUUGACCAGGCUACAAAUAUAAUCCUUGAUGAAUCUCAUGAACGCGUCUUUUCCACAAAGUGUGGAAUUGUGGAUAGCCACUACAGAUAUGGUAAUGGAGCUUACUCUGAAACAGAGUUAGUGCUAAAUUUUGUUUUCAUCAAGAGGCGUAAAGGUUUUACUCCUGUUUGUUUUCUUUUUUGUACCAAGAGUAUGUCAGGCCAUGUUGAUAUUGAACUAGACCAUCCUUCUUGGAAGGGAUAUGUAUUCAUAAUGACUCAACCAUGGAGCUUUUUGGCUUAG
Molecule: messenger RNA, 396 nt
Organism: Thlaspi arvense
Lineage: Eukaryota; Viridiplantae; Streptophyta; Magnoliopsida; Brassicales; Brassicaceae
Source: the annotation of a GenBank genome assembly